UGCCGAGAGGCAGUCAGGCGAGUGAGUCCCUUUAAGAUCAGACUGGGAGGGUCCCCUCAGGCAGAUCCGGCGCUGCUGCUACUGCUGUCGCCCCGCGAGCCCGUCCCGCCGCCGCCCGCAACCGCCUGGAGGAUCACGUCCGACCCCGACUCACUGUGCCCGCCCGCCAACUUGCUGGCACGAUCACUGAGCUGCCGGGCUAGAGCGCCGCCCCACUUCGGCGGCCAUUUUCUAAUUAGACCUCCAGCCCUUCCUCCUCCUCCUCCCCCUUCCGCGCAGCCAUCUUGAGUGAGGGCAUUUAACUAGUAUCGAUACCGAUGAAGGUGGACCUCGGUUAUCCGCCACCUGACCGCUCCCUAAGGAGGGGAUAAGAUAGGAAGAAGCCUAGGCUGAGUUCCACCUCCGGGCGGCGCAGUUGGGGCCGUUUAUUUCCCCGCCCUGUGGUUAUGGCUUCGCUUCCCGGAACCAAGAUGGCCGCCGGUCUGGCGACUCAAUGGAGAGGAGAGAGCAGGCGCUCUGUAAUCACGCUCACCGCAGUCUCUAUGUGUUCUACAGCUCUUAAUUCCAGCACUUACCUGUGUGUGUGCUCCGACUGCCAUUAGGUGGAGGGAGUAGUUGGAGCAGAUUGGCAGAGUUGUUACUGUGAAAGAUGAGAGCUGAUCUUGCCUCAGGGAUUGCCAUCAGUCUGGUGGCAUAAAUGUCAGUGAUCUCCAGGGAUCAAUGAGAGGGGAGCUGGUGCCAGAACACAACAAACAGGUGCCGCUGGAGCAGCCGCUAAAUGAGCCCGCGAUGGAGGGCGGGCAGCCGGGCCCCGGGGCGAGCUCCCCGCAGAGCGACUCCGCCGAAGUUUUGCUCCACGGGGUGUUCGCCCUGCUGGACCCCGCUCCCAAGACGAGCUACGCGCUGAGUCUCACCCGAGGCCGGGAGCUGCGCAUGCAGCGGGUCGGCUCCGCGCCGGCCGGCCGGAGCGCCGCGCUGAAGCUGGCGGACUGCAUCGGCUGCUCUGCCUUCGCCGGCCGGGAGCCGGAGCCGGAGCCCGAGCCCGAGCCGGCCGCCUACUUCUCCGUCUUCUGCUACCCCUUCCGCAAGGGCUGGUGGGACGCCGCGCCCGCCAGGCAGCGCCUCGCCAGGACUUUCCGCGUGUGCGGGGCCCAGGAGCCGGGGGACAAUCUGAAGCUGGCGGAGACGUGGGCUGGGAAGAUCAGGGAGCUGGCUGCGCCCAGGAUCCCCCGGCAGGAAGGGGUGACGUGGGGACUCUUGUCGCGGCCCUGCCAUGUCCUGGUGCUGCUGAACCCCCAGAGCGGAACGGGGCAUGCGCUGCAGCUGUUCCACUCCCUAGUGCAGCCGAUGCUGGACGAGGCCGACGUAGCCUUCACCCUCUUUGUGACCGAGAGGCCGAAUCACGCCCGCGAGCUGGUGCGGGCCACAGACUUAUCCCAGUGGGACGCCGUGGCCGUCUUGGCCGGGGAUGGCCUGUUGUACGAGGUGGUGAACGGCCUGAUGGAGCGUCAGGACUGGCAGGCCGCUAUCAAGAAGCCUCUCUGCACCCUGCCCGGGGGCUCUGGGAACGCCCUGGCUGCUUCCAUCAACCACUACGCUGGCAACACGCGGGCCUUCAAGGAGGAGCUGCUGACCAAUUGCACCUAUUUCCUCUGCAAAGGCCUGCAUGCCCCCAUGGACCUGGUCUCCCUGAGCACGGCCUCGGGCAAGCGCCUCUACUCCUUCCUCAGCUUCGGCUGGGGCUUCAUCUCCGACGUGGACAUCGCCAGCGAGAAGUACCGCCAGCUGGGCAACGCCCGCUUCACCGUGGGCACCAUCCAGCAGCUGGCCGGGCUGAAGGUCUACAAGGGGCGCCUCUCCUACCUGCCCGUGGAGACGUCCUCCUCCGUCUCCUCAGCCCCCGGCAGCCCUUCAGAGCAGAACAGCCACCACGUGCCAUGCAGUAACGGUCGCCCCCUCCACAUCCUCCCUCAGCCUGCGCCACGGCCCCCUCACGAGGGGUCCUGGCCAGAGGACUCGCUCCUGGUCCCCUUCGACCAGCCAGUCCCAAAGCACUGGACCGUUGUGCCUGAGGAGGAGUUUAUCUCCAUUUUCGCCAUCUACCAAUCGCACUUGGGCGCUGACUUCGCCAUGGCCCCCACGGCCAAGCUUCACGACGGCGCCAUGCACCUCUUCUGCCUGAAAGCCGGGGUCUCACGGCUGGGCCUGCUCAGACUCUUCCUAGCCAUGGAGAAGGGGACCCACCUGGACCUGAACUGCCCCUACCUUCACUACGUCCCCGUGAGGGCCUUCCGGCUGGAGCCCUUUGCUUCCACCGGGCUCAUGACGGUGGAUGGCGAGCCGCUGGCGUGUGAGCCAGUGCAGGGCCAGGUGCACGACCAACUCUGCCGGAUCAUCAGUGGCUCCUGAGCCACCUGCCAGCCGGACCAAUAAACUGCUUCACAAAGGGUUUUGACCAUGUGCAUCCCUGGGGAGCAGUGAGGGAGGACAGGCAAGGACCACGGCAGAGAAUGCUCACACCUCCUGCCACUCAGUGUCUUCUCCAGCCCCUGCCUCUCUCCUCCUCUGGAAUAGUUCACGGGGUCUCUUGUUCCCCUUGCUCUGCCCGGCCUCCUGAGUCCCACCCCCCCACAGUCCUUUUCCUGCCUGAUCACAGGCACUAUGGGCCUAGCACUAAGAGGUUUGGUUAAUAAGUUUGAGGGCGGGGGAGGGACACUCACAGCCUGGCCUGCCCCCGUGUCAGGAAGCUCCUGCGGGACACAGGUGACUCCUGAGCAGUGGAUGGCAGGUGAUGGUACCCAAAUACAGGUACAGCUCUUUCCAGGUCAGCUUAGCAGCUGCAAGGAUAUUUCUCCCACCACCCCCACUCUAAGUGCUGCACUGCUUCCAGAUCAGCCUAUCUUUGCAAGGGACUCUGCAGAUGAAGCCAGGUGACUUGCCAAACCCAGGCUCCCCACAGUACAGGCCUCCCUUGCAUUUCUGCUCCUAGGUUCCCCACAAGGACAAAGUCAGUCUGCUCCCUUCCCACAGCUCAACAAUACACUAAUGGCACAAGAGCGCUACCCUUUCCUCCAGGAGCAGAGUGCCACGGGGACCGAGCAGUGACAGCGGGCACCAAGCCCUGGGGCCUGUAGGGAAAUGAGAACUGGUUCCACCAUAAAUGUCGGCCCUAGAAGUUUAUAGUUUGUUACAAUGAACCAAUAUUUUUUAAAGAAAAUAUUUCUACCAAAAGCUCCAUGGAGACAGAGUUUAUUCUUAAAAUGAGACAAUAAAGAUCUAGCUUUUCCAAACAGGAGGCCUUGGUUGUUAUAUGGGGAGCACUCUGCUUUCAUUGCAAACCUAAGCACCUGGAACUCCCAGGUUGGACUGUUUCCGCCCUGGGAUUGCUGUGGUGUAAUAAGCAAUAAAGUUUCUUGGAGCAGCAGCAUCUCAGGGGUUAUUGCUUUCCGAUUUUGCCAGCAAGGGGCUGUGGGCGAAUUGCUCCAAAAUGCACUGCCUCUUGGUGUUUGCACAGAAUCCCAGUCAGCCUGCUAAAAAAUCCCUUUAUUCUCCGGCGUAUGGACGAGCUGGGAUGACUCAUGGUGGGCCAAGAGGUGGUAUCAUCCCAAUCCAAGGUAUUAAAAAAUUAAAUUAAUUUUGCAGGGUCCAUUGAGUUUAUAUGUUUUAACUGUAGAGGGGAAAACCAUCAAUCUAGUCCAACAGCUGUUUCUUUAGAAACAUUUUGGAAACAAGUAGGCUAAAAAACUCAGAACUGUUACAAUAAUCUUUAUAAAAUCACACAGCAUAGCACUGCUUGGGGUCAGACGCCGCAGUGCGGGGCAGCCUUAUGAAAACCUAGGCAGCGUUCAUGUCCAUGGCCCACAUUGCAUGGGUUGGGUUAGGUAGCAACAGCUGUAAAGAACACACAUCACAGCCCCAGUCCCGCUGAAGCAUUCUGUGACUUUCAGCACUGUGCAGGUACGUGAUCUGAACAGAUAAAAGCUUGGGGGAAGGGCUGGCUGUGCAGGCAGACUGAGCCGCCACCAAGUGCUGAUUAGACCCAUUUCAUAUGGUGACAC
This is a messenger RNA of Mauremys reevesii (Reeves's turtle), 4058 nucleotides long. It is a transcript of the gene SPHK1, whose product is annotated as sphingosine kinase 1. The transcript has 8 exons. Lineage: Eukaryota; Metazoa; Chordata; Testudines; Geoemydidae. Gene Ontology annotation, biological process: sphingosine biosynthetic process; cellular response to growth factor stimulus; negative regulation of apoptotic process. Gene Ontology annotation, cellular component: intracellular membrane-bounded organelle; membrane; cytoplasm. The coding region runs from base 721 to 2409 and encodes 562 amino acids. The record is from RefSeq and is a predicted model, not a curated record.